AUGGGCUGUCUCAGCAGUCAAGAGCACUUACUAGGUGUUGUAGAGGACCUAUGCAGCUUACAAACACCUUUACCACUAUUGUCCAGGGAUUCUGACAGCCUGCGGAUUCUGGGGGAUUCUGGAAACAUCAAAGCUGGAUUAGAACAUCUGCCACCAGCUGAGCAGGCCAAAGCCAGAUUACAGUUGGUCCUUGAAGCUGCUGCGAAAGCUGAUGAAGCAUUAAAAGCCAAAGAAAGGAAUGAAGAAGAAGCAAAGAGAAGAAAAGAGGAAGACCAAGCUACCCUGGUGGAACAAGUAAAAAGAGUGAAAGAAAUUGAAGCCAUCGAAAGUGAUUCUUUUAUUCAACAGACAUUCAGAUCAAGUAAAGAAGUUAAAAAAUCUGUAGAACCAAGUGAAGUGAAGCAUGUGACUCCAGCAUCAGGACCAACAUCAGUAGCUGCUGACCCACCCAGCAUUGGAAAGGAAAUAGACCCUGACAGCAUCCCCACGGCUAUCAAGUACCAAGAUGACAAUUCUCUAGCUCAUCCAAAUUUAUUUAUUGAAAAAGCUGAAGCUGAAGAAAAGUGGUUCAAGAGAUUAAUUGCCCUCCGUCAAGAAAGAUUAAUGGGCAGUCCUGUGGCCUGAGGAAGAGACUUAUGGUUGAAUUGACAGAAGCCUUGUGAAAAUUGAGGUUUUUAAAUACCAAUAUUAACUUUUACUCAGAAUAAUUUAGCCAAUUACAUAGAAAGAAAAUCUCAUUUCUUCUAUUGUGUUCAACUGAAUAUUUGUUGAUUUGAAUCAAACAUUGUGAAUAGUAAAUCUAUUAUAAAAGGUAUGAGUGCAUGAACAUAUUGUCCUGUUAAUAAAGCUAAUCACAAAAAAUGUCAGGGAUGAAGUAAAUAAACAUUCAGCAGUGUUUAUCAUUGUGGUUCUUACAAA
Molecule: messenger RNA, 918 nt
Organism: Cricetulus griseus (Chinese hamster)
Lineage: Eukaryota; Metazoa; Chordata; Mammalia; Rodentia; Cricetidae
Source: RefSeq, a predicted model, not a curated record